CGCUGUGCUCACUGCGUGUCUGGCCAUGCAGCCCCAGCGAGGGUGCAGCGCUGAUGUUGGAAGGAACGAAUGUGGCUGUGUGACUCAGCCCGGCAUGCUUUGUCUACCUGCCAUUGCUUCUGCGCACACCCACACACCUCGCUGGGAGGGUCGUUGCCAGCAGUCAAGUUUGGGCCGAGGGAUCUCUGUGUGCCAAACGUGGGGAGUUGCUCAGAGACAGCAGGGCGAGCUGUGGGAUGUGCCCAGGCCCUCGGGGUUGGGACCACACAGUGUUUGCUUAAGGAGCCCAUUUCGUGCCGUGGACUCGCUGGGUUUGUCUCCAGCUCGCAUUCCUGGUGGAGGGGCCGUGCAGGUGGGCGUGCAGCCCUGCGCUGCUCGUCUCCAUCCCAGUGAUGUGCCGGGGGCUCCAUGCCAGGCUUCUGAGCAGCUGAGCCGGGAGAAGACAAAAUGUUUGGGGGAAAAAUGAGCAGCCUUGGGAAAAAGCUGAUCCGUCGGCGCGUGGUGGAUCUGAGCUCCGAAGAGACGCGCUUUGCUCGCUGCCUUUCCACGCUGGACCUCAUCGCCCUGGGCGUGGGCAGUACGCUGGGUGCUGGUGUGUAUGUGCUGACAGGGGAAGUGGCCAAGGAUACUGCUGGCCCAUCCAUCAUCCUCUGCUUCCUGUUGGCCGCGCUGUCAUCGAUACUUGCUGGACUCUGCUAUGCCGAGUUUGGAGCCCGUGUCCCCAAGACUGGCUCUGCCUACCUCUACAGCUACGUCACGGUUGGUGAGAUAUGGGCUUUCACCACCGGCUGGAACCUCAUCCUGUCCUACGUGAUAGGCACAGCCAGCGUGGCCCGAGCCUGGAGCGCGGCGUUCGACAACAUCAUCGGCAACCAAAUCUCCACCUUCUUCAUGAACAAGACCGCGCUGCACCUGCCGGGGGUGCUGGCCGAGCGCCCGGACUUCUUUGCGUUGAUCCUGAUCGCGUUGCUCACUGCACUGCUGACCUUCGGCGUCAGCGAAUCUGCCCUGGUGAACAAAAUCUUCACGGCGGUGAACCUGCUGGUGUUGGCCUUCGUCUUCAUCGCCGGCUGCAUCAAGGGAGACAUCAAGAACUGGCAGCUCACGGUGGAGGAUUACAUCAACCUGACGGACUCAGACGAUCCAGAGGAGGUCAGAAUAAAAUCCUUCGGCUCUGGUGGGUUCGUCCCCUUUAAGCUGGAAGGGGUCCUGAUGGGUGCUGCCACGUGUUUCUAUGCCUUCGUGGGUUUCGACUGCAUCGCCACCACAGGGGAGGAAGCCAGGAACCCACAGCGCUCCAUCCCCAUUGGAAUCAUCGUGUCCCUCCUUAUCUGCUUUGUGGCCUAUUUUGGGGUCUCCGCGGCCCUCACGCUGAUGGUGCCCUACUUCCUGCUGAACAAGGAGAGCCCGCUGCCUGAGGCUUUCAAGGCGGUGGGCUGGGAGCCUGCCCGCUAUGCUGUUGCCAUUGGCUCACUCUGUGCACUCUCCACCAGCUUGCUGGGCUCCAUGUUUCCCAUGCCACGUGUGAUCUACGCCAUGGCGGAGGAUGGGCUGCUCUUCAAGUUCCUCUCCAGAAUCAACAGUCGCACAAAGACUCCUCUCUUGGCCACCAUCACCUCAGGGAUGCUCGCAGCGGUGUUGGCCUUCCUGCUUGACCUGAAAGACCUGGUGGACCUGAUGUCGAUCGGCACGCUGCUGGCUUACUCCCUGGUCGCUGUGUGUGUGCUCAUCCUCCGGUACCAGUCUGAGCAGCUGAACUCCCCAAAGGCCAUGGAGAUGCUGGAGCUGAAUGGGAAUGAGGAGGAGAGGGUUGUCAUGAACCCAAACAUCGCUGCCACGGGCACCAAACAGAAGGAGACGCUGUCCUUUGCAGCACUCUUCAGUCCAUCUGCAGACACUCCCACGGCGCUCUCGGGGCGCAUCGUCUACGUCUGUGCCUCAAUCAUGGCUGCGCUGGUAACGGCCAUCUGCGUGGUGCUGACUGUCGGGGCGAAUGCGCUGAAGGAGGGCAGCGAGGUCUGUAUCUUGGGCCUGGUGGUGCUCCUCGUGUUUCUGCUCAUCGUUACCAUCAUCAUUUGGAGGCAGCCACAGAGCAAUGUGCGGCUGAACUUCAAGGUACCUUUCCUCCCACUCCUUCCACUCUGCAGCAUCUUUGUUAACAUCCUGCUGAUGGUGCAGCUGAGUACCGGCACCUGGGUGCGCUUUGCCGUCUGGAUGGCUGUGGGUUUUUUGAUAUACUUUGGCUACGGCAUUCGGAACAGCGUGGAAGGGAAAAAUGCAAAAGAGCUCCGAAGUUCCAGGACUGAAAACCCUCUACACCACCCGGGGAUGGAGCUCAGCCCUGGGGCUGCUGCAAUCUGAGAGAGGUGGUGGUGGUGAUCAACAUCAGUACUCGGAGGACUGUCAGUAUUGGGACCAAAGACUGCUCAUCACAGCCACCCUGUGGGGCCUGAGCCCAGACUCUGCCGUGCGCUGCCCUUUCCCCUCACCGAGCAGCGGUCGUGGAGAGGAGACCCCGGGCUGGGGGAAUGCUUGUAGCCCGGGGGCUGCUCCCUGCGUUCCCACCCCGCCGAGGGGCAUUGACACCAAUACGGCCGUCCCAGUGUGAAAGCUGCUGUCACAUCCUGCUCCUCCUGCCCACGAGACACUCCAUGUGAUGGUACUGCUGUAUUUGUGUCAGUGCAGUCAUGACUGAGAUUGGAAGCGCCUCAUCCUGGUACUGCCCAGUGCCCCACAGCCCCACUACGAUCCCAUGCCCGUGCUGAGCCCUGUGCUGCUGGACUCAUGUUGCUUGGUGUGAGCAUCACACUCAGCUGCUUGUGAUGAUGUCUGCAGUGUAGACAUGAGUAUCCAACCUUGUAUGCCUUGGCACAAUUGGGGUUUUAGUGUCAGUUUUUAUACUUAUUGCAGUCUAAAUGGUUUGGGGUUUUUUUUUCUUUAACUGCUUGGCUCUGUUGGUUCAGCUGCAUCUCACUUCAAUGCCUGCGUCCUGCAGGCUGAGCUGGGGGCUGGCGUCAGUCUGUCCUUGUGUCUUUUGCCACCACGGGCACACACCGAUGGGAAGCAGUGCUGUAGGGCGCCCAGCCCCAUGCUCCUGGUACCGGGGUGUGGGCCAGCAGCAGGCUGGGCCCCGUGCCAUGUGGCAGUGUGUCAUCGUGUCCCAGCGCUGCUGAAAAGACCUCAGAAAUAGCCUCUGGGGCUCCCGCUGGGCCUGCAGGGGAGGCACGGCCAGGAACUGGGCCGCAUCCCCGGGAGAAGAUGAUUUCCCAGAUUCCGGCCUGGUCUCAAUCAGCCCUGACAGAUUAUUUUGUGAAAUAAAUAAACUAAUUUAGGGCAGAUGGA
Molecule: messenger RNA, 3342 nt
Organism: Gallus gallus (chicken)
Lineage: Eukaryota; Metazoa; Chordata; Aves; Galliformes; Phasianidae
Gene: SLC7A3
Product: solute carrier family 7 member 3
Exons: 12
Coding region: 448-2361 (637 amino acids)
Biological process (GO): amino acid transport; transmembrane transport
Cellular component (GO): plasma membrane
Molecular function (GO): amino acid transmembrane transporter activity
Source: RefSeq, a predicted model, not a curated record